Messenger RNA from Cryptococcus deneoformans JEC21, 1557 nucleotides. RefSeq lists its product as hypothetical. Bases 333 to 1343 code for a protein of 336 amino acids. Gene Ontology annotation, biological process: protein folding. The transcript is spliced from 8 exons. Lineage: Eukaryota; Fungi; Basidiomycota; Tremellomycetes; Tremellales; Cryptococcaceae. The record is from RefSeq and is a predicted model, not a curated record. Gene Ontology annotation, cellular component: endoplasmic reticulum membrane.
GUUACGGACGUGCAUACACCUGGAGGAGCACAUCAUUAACAAAAUUGGCAACUCCUUUAUCAUCCUCUUCUUCAUCUUUACCCUCUCUUAAUAACGCUAGCAGUCACUCCUCUGUCACCACUAAAGAUCACACAUUCAACUCUUAGCUCUGGAAGCUGAUCUCAAACGAUUUUAACGACCGCCUGACGACAAACCAUUAUAAGAGGUCAGAGCUCGGCAAACUGUUGAAUAAUAGUUCCAGACCACCGGCAUACCAAGCGCAAGCUUAGGACCAACCAUCGAAAAACGUUCAAAGAAACGCAUCAUCUAUCAGAGAAGAUAUAGCCAGCAACAUGCCAGAACCAUUCGGCUCUUUUGGGUGGAUGUGCUCACAUACCGUAUUGCCACAGUGCAACUUAUUCUUCUCCCAACUAUUCGAGAAUGAUACCCCAUUCCUCACUACCCUCUUCCCCGAAAGCUCGACUUUCUUCAGCCAGUACAAUGUCACGAGGCAAAAUUCCAACGAAGAUUUGGCGGUACUCGCAGCCAAACGGGAUGCAGGAACAGGCGUGGGGUCAAAUUGUGAGAUAGCUCGGAUAGGACAAAGAGGAUCUUCUGGAGAUAUUGCCCUUAUCGUUCUUUCAGCCGUGGCAGUUUUAAUCGCUUCACUGUUCGCUUUUCGGGCUUCUCGAAGAUGGGCGGCCGUCGGACGGGCUGAACUUCGUUUACUGCUCGUCGCUUUCGGGGUUCGCUCAGCUCUCCAAAUCGUGACCAUGACCUCCCUCCUCAAGCAAGGGUCAAAAGGCCUCGUUGUCGUCAGUGCGAUCCACAUUGGCAUUAUCGUCGUUUUCUUCUGGCUUUUGUUAGGGAACGCUUUGAUUGCUGCCCAGAUAGUCGAGGAUGGAACAGCAGCGGCACUGGUGCCACUUUCAAUCUUCAGUAUACUUUUCUUUGCAGCCACUCUUUAUAUCUCCCUCGACACAGGUCUGCACUGGAGUCAAGCGUUCCAUUUGACUUCCAUAGCGGAUGCGGAGAACUUGAAAGGCAUUGCAUUGUUCGUAUUCUCAUUGAUAUUGCCAGCAGCCUUCUCAGUCCUCUACAUCCUCAUCAUGUUGUACAUUGUGAUCAAGGUGUUGGAUGAGAGAAAGCCUGCGAUUUUGUACCUAGCUUCUUUUGCCUUCUUCGUGGCAGCACAGCUUGUUUUUUUCCUGGCGUCCCAGCCUCUUUGCAACGCCUCGAACGGAAAAGUCAACUCUGCGUUUCUCACCACUUUUCUCGAGAUUGUAUCAAUGACACUGAUUUACCUGGCGUGGGUGAGCAUCACGGAAGAUGACUGGGGACAAGAUGAGUAUGGCAUGUAUUAAACGGGAUUCUGUUAUCUAAGUAGUCGACUUCCUUACCCUUAUUGGAUGUUGACAGUUCCAUCAUACAUCGAGAAAGAUAUAGAAGGGAGUUAGGGAUAUCUGUUUGCGAUUCGUCCCCACUCGGCGGCUUCUCCGGUCAUCCUCAUCUGGCCCAAUACUACACUUCAUGCCCAGUUAAUUUAGGCUGUUAUGGCCCAUGUAUCCUCUUCCUCAC